Eublepharis macularius is the source of this 2971-nucleotide messenger RNA. RefSeq names its product DALR anticodon binding domain containing 3 (gene DALRD3). Gene Ontology annotation, molecular function: tRNA binding; arginine-tRNA ligase activity; ATP binding. The transcript has 14 exons. The record is from RefSeq and is a predicted model, not a curated record. NCBI's taxonomy places the organism in Eukaryota, Metazoa, Chordata, Lepidosauria, Squamata, Eublepharidae. Gene Ontology annotation, biological process: tRNA C3-cytosine methylation; arginyl-tRNA aminoacylation. The coding region runs from base 223 to 2010 and encodes 595 amino acids.
CUUGAAGCAGCGGCAGUCUAUCAGACCAACAUGCAAGCAGAUUCCCCACCCCCACCUCGGCUGAGGAAGAGUUCUGGGCAAUGCCUUGCAUCCUAAAGCAUGGAAAGUCACUUUUCAUACAAUUACCGUCUACUGACAUCAUUACCGAAAGCGAAGAGACGAGAUGCUAGUUUUCAUUCUUGACUUAAAAAGUUGUCAAAAGACAACUAUGCCACUCUUAAGAUGGCCGCCAGCUGUUCGGUUCCGCAGAGGCAAAAACCCUCUAUGGUUUUUAACGUCAUCUCCGGUGAUAUUCUAAGCGGAGAUGACGUCUUUACCCUGCCCGCAAAGAAUUCCGGAGCGUGCUGCUGCGGCACCGUCGCUAUGGAGACGGCCGAAAGCCGGCUGUCGGUGUCGAAGACCCUGCGAGCUCUCAAUAGCGUCCUCCCAGGAAAAGUCGGAGAUGGAGCCGGUGGGUUGAUGUGGUUCAAGGAGAGCAGCAGCCGGAACUUGCGUAGUCGCGACUUCCUGGCCCCGCAGGCUGCGCUGAAGGCGGUGUUUGGGGAUGGACAGGUGUCCAAGAGUAUAAUGGAGAGUGUGUGGGCGCUUAAAUGUCCAGGUGUGCCACCCAUCCAGAACUGUCAAAACGCUCCAACAGGACUGACUGUGCAGCUGGACAGACCUGCUGUCUUUGAGGAGAUCCUGAAAGCCAUUCCUUUAUAUGCCAAACCUCACCAAAUAGCCCCUGGGCACAGCAUUGUGCUCAACUGUGUGCCUCUGCAUGGGUGCAAGAGCCUGAACUCGCUUAGCUUGAGUCAUCUGAGAGCCAUCCUGGUCACCGACCACCUGGCAGGCAUGUUCCAGGCUCAAGGGAUGGAUGUACACCUGGUCCCUGCUCUGGCUGAUGAGGAAACCCAGAGGUUUCUGCACCAGUUGCGAAUUGAGUGGCCUUCAGUUUUGGAAACUUUCCCCAGCUCUGAGGAUAUUCUCGCCAUGAAGGAUGCCCUUCGCCAGUGUCCUCAUGCCAUGUUUGCCAAGACAGACCAGGAUGGAGUCGUGUGCAACCUGCACUUGAAAGGGUUCUUGGGAAAGCAACAGCAGCAGAAAGAGAGCCUGGAAGGAUAUGACCCUAACCUGGAUGUAUUUCUUGUAACAGAGGAGAAGCUGCUGCAUGUGGCUCAGCUGCAACGGGUCGCCUCCCAGUGUGCGAUGCUGGCACCAGGAAGAUGCUGCAGUGUUGUACAUGUGCUGAGCAAUGAGGAGGCAUUCCAGCAACAAAAGGUGGAUUUGCUGUGGAGGCUGAUAGCUCCACAAGCUCCCCCUACCCCCCAGAAACACCUUGUCUGUGGGCCAGUGAAAGUCACUGCCAGUGCUUCUCCUGUGAGCAUUCUCCAGUACUUCCAGCUGCGGCACUCCCAGAUGUAUGAGGCUUCAGUGCUGAAGUAUGGAGACCUCUCUCAGGAUGAUGUCUGGACAGAAACCAUCAAUGUUUUGACAUCAGCUGCCAUCCGAUUUGAGAUGCUGAGCACAGCUCAUCGGAACCAGAUUCUCUUGGAUUUGGAGGAGGCCAGCAUCUCUACCAAAGGGACCAAGAGUGGCACCUUUGUAAUGUACAAUUGUGCUCGUCUUGCUACACUGUUUGAAACAUACCAGCGGGAAGCAGAGCAAGGUGUGUACCCAGCUUUUCCACUGCCUUCAGAGCUGAACUACUCCUCCCUCAGAGAAGAGGGUGAAUGGCUCUUGUUGUUCAACAGUAUCCUGCCCUUCCAGGAGGUCUUGAGCCAAGCAAUCCAGCUCCCGUUCUCCAGCAGUGGAAUCAGGAUCACAGCCAGCACUGAGGCAGUUUGCAAGUUCCUGAUCCAACUGAGCAUGGAUUUCAGUUCAUACUACAACCGGGUGCACAUACUGGGGGAGUCACGUCCCCACUUGUUCAGCCAGAUGUUUGCCCGGUUGCAGCUUAUGAGCGCAGUUAGAGAAGUGUUCCACAGUGCCCUGCUGACCCUCCACCUCCCUCCUCUUAACCAGAUCUGAGCAAGCCACGUUCACACUUGCUGUGGCCUUCACGGGCACCCUGCAGCAGCCAUUCUGAGCUGGCCAUUUCCAUUGUGAAGAUGAAUGGGAGGACUGGAAUAACAUGGUUGGUGUGGGGCAGGGAGCGAAGAGAAUACUGUUGUCUUUGACAAUCACCACGCAGAACGUAAUCUUACUGUUUGGACUCAAAGGGUUCCUCUUCCUCAGUGUUGGUAGAAAGAAGAUCCAGAAAGACAGCAAUGACUUCUUGCAUGUUUCUGAAGCUGAAAAGCUACGGAAAUUUUUUUGGUGCCAAUGUUGCCAAAUGCUAGUUGGCAACAUAAAGGACUAAAUCUGGACUAGGAAACAAAAUGGGGUGGGGUGGAGGGAAUGAAUGCACUACUUGAAGAAUCAGCUGGCCCUGAUGCCUCAAGGGGAGUAAGAAGAAAUCGAAGAAAUCGCUUGGAGGUCAUGUUCAAGCAAGCUAAGAGUCUGCAGCUGAUGGAUGUAAAUAUGGGUCACUUUUUAAAAUACUAAACUCUGUUCUAAAAUAGCUAAAAUGUUUUGGUUUUGUUACUGCCUCUUUACAAAGGAUUUUGGCAUCAGCUGUGGCUGCAAGAGGUUGCAAAUAAAUGCAAGGAUUCUUGGCUGCAGUUUGGGGAGAGGACAAAGGCAUUGCCUUGAAAGGGGGUAUGCUUUUCCACAAAUAGCAUUUUGCUCUUCAAAGGUAGGCAGUUGGUUGGUUAUGGUGGGGAGGAAAGGGGCUGAGGUGAGCCACCAGCAUGGCCAAAGCGGGCCCUAGUUGCUACUUCCUUCAGCUUAUGGGAGCCAGUUUGGUGAAGUGGAUAAGAGUGCGGGACUCUAAGCUGGAGAACCGGGUUUGAUUCCCCACUCCUCCACUUGAAGCCAGCUGGGUGCCCUUGGGUCAGACACAUCUUCUAGGAGCUCUCUCAGCCCCACCCAGUUCACAGGGAGAUUACUG